AAAUAAAGGAUUUUGAAUCCUUUUUUGCUAUCUUUUCUAAAUUUUGUGCAUUUGUCUUUUCUUUCUUAUCUUUCUUGAGCUCUUCCUCAUCACCCAUCUUUUAUAUAAUCCAACAUUCCCAAAAUACCCAUCUCUAUUUCCCAGAUUAUGGGCAGUUGGAACAAAUUCCAAAAGGUAUAGUAGUCAAUUUCACACCUUAAAAACUAGUAUAUGUACAACACAAUGUAGAACUAACACACAUUCUUAAAAUAAAGCCCAAGUAAUGAGUAGGGUCACUUUGUCUAAAACCUCUGUAAGCGGAGUUAAUCCACCAAAUGUAGCUAAUGAGCCAUGGUUCGACGAUGCUUGCAUCCUCGACAUGGAUUACUUUGUUAAAACCCUUUCGGGCAUUAAGUCCAAAGGGGUUCGCCCAGACCUAGUGGGCUCAAUCAUAGCCCACUACGCGUCUAAAUGGGUACCUGAACUAUCCGAAAGUAGGGAUGUCACUGGCCCGGAGACGGAUGACCCAUCAGCCUUUCCGAAGUCAAUGACAUCCACAUGGAAAAAGAAGAAAUUCUUUGUGGAAACUCUAGUAGGGAUUCUCCCCCCAGAGAAUGACACAGUCCCAUGCAAUUUUCUACUAAGGCUACUGAGAGUAGCCAAUAUGGUAGGAGUUGAGCUAACUUAUAGAGAAGAACUAGAAAAGAGGGUAUCAUGGUUAUUAGACCAAGCUAGUUUAAAGGAGUUAAUGAUACCUUGUUUUAGUCAUACUUGUAGUACAUUGCUUGAUGUAGAGCUUGUUUUGAGAUUAGUGAAGAGAUUUAUGGGAUUAGAUGAAGUUGUUAAGAGUGGUGCAGCCUUAAUUAAGGUAGCUAAGUUGGUUGAUGGGUACUUAGCUGAAAUUGCUAUGGAUAGUAAUUUGAAAUUAGAGGAGUUUAUUCAAAUUGCUGGUGCCCUUCCUGCUCAUGCUCGAGCCAUUGAUGAUGGACUCUACCGUGCUGUUGAUACUUAUCUUAAGGUACAUCCUGGGAUAACAAAGCAAGAAAGGAGGCUCCUAUGCAGAUUAAUAGACAGUAGAAAACUGUCUCCAGAAGCAUGCCUACAUGCCUCACAAAAUGAAAGAUUACCAGUAAGAGCAGUAGUGCAAGUCCUAUUUUCAGAGCAAAACAAGAUCACACGCCAAUUGGACUGGAGUGGGCCAUUAUCCACAACAAGAAGCCCAAACUCAAAUGGGCUUGAUUUACCAGGCCGAUGCCACUCGAAACGAGAGGUUUCAGCCCAAAAAAUAGAGAUCAAGAGGUUAAAGGAAGAUGUUUUAAGGCUUCAGAAUCAGAUUAAUUUGUUGCAAAAUCAGCUUGAAAAAGUGGUUGAAAAGAAAAAAGGGUUUUUUAGGUGGAAAAGAUUAAUGUUAAUGCCUGGUUCAAGUAGUGUUAAUGAUGUAGGAAAAAAAGAGUUUGAGGAAGUUGGGUUUGGGAGACAUACCCCACUUUCUAAGGGUAAGUCUUCACAAAGAUGGAGAAAAUCUUUAUCUUGAUUGUCUUGUUUCUUUGUUCUAAAUUAUGCUCUCUAUAGGACCACUUAUGUAUAAUUGGUAUUAUUAUUAUUGUUAUUGUCAAUUUGUAUGAAUAUAUAACAAUUACCAAGA
Amaranthus tricolor (Joseph's coat) is the source of this 1624-nucleotide messenger RNA. RefSeq names its product root phototropism protein 3-like. The transcript has 2 exons. NCBI's taxonomy places the organism in Eukaryota, Viridiplantae, Streptophyta, Magnoliopsida, Caryophyllales, Amaranthaceae. The record is from RefSeq and is a predicted model, not a curated record. The coding region runs from base 263 to 1513 and encodes 416 amino acids.